UGAUUAGCUCGAAGAUUAACGGAGAAGCUAAAAUCAAAUCCACCUAUGAUUGGCUGCUAGAACAUUAAGAGGGCACACCACCAAAAGCUUGUCGCAUAACCGAAAAGCGGAGCGGCAGGCCCGUCGAAGAUUCACGGCAUUGCCGAUUGCACGCGACCAGGCAAAUGAUUCAAAAAUAAUGUAUAAAUACUAGCGAUUGAACGUUGCAUUUCUUCAGAGAAUCAAUUCAAUCAACAAUGAAAACAUUGCAGCUUCUUGGCAGCUUUUUAGCUGCGGGCUGUAUAUAUUUUGGACAAGUCGCAACUGCAUUACCAGCAUCGACUUCAACCUUUACAAGCGCAGGUACAACAACAACAGGUACUGCAUUCGAAUCGGAUGCAUACAGCUUGUCUGAUGAAGGAACCUCAACUUCAACGAGCUGGCGCGCAUGGCCUACUUUGGAUCCUAAGUUGGACGUUGGACGCGCUGUCGCCCCUUCUUUCAACUUGACAUAUCUUGGAAGCUCAUGUACGGGCUACAAGGUUAUGAAUGUUUCCGAGAGCUCCACCGGUGUGCAAGCGACGCUUCAAUUGCGCGGUGAUGCGUGCUAUGCUUACGGCACGGAUUACAAAUAUUUGCAAUUGAACGUCAGCUAUGAGACGGAGGAUAGAAUUCAUGUUGGUAUUUACGAUACUGAUAGAAAACAAUUCCGUUUCAGUGAGCGAGAGGAUAUCUGGGAUGCUCCCCUUUAUCAUGAUGCUUCUUACCCUAAGGAUCGCAAAUAUGCAUUCCACUACAAUGAGGACCCAUUUGAAUUCUGGGUCACUCGUACUUCGGACAAUGAUACACUCUUCGAUACUCGCGGUCAAAAACUUAUCUUUGAGGAUCAAUACAUUGAACUGACUACAAACAUGGUUCAAAACUACAACAUUUAUGGUCUUGCCGAAACAAUUCACGGUCUUCGUCUUGGUAACAACAUCACAAGAACCCUCUGGACGAACGAUGAGGCCAGUCCGUUGGAUGGUAAUAUGUAUGGAAACCAUCCAUUUUAUCUUGAGCACCGUUAUGCAAACCAGACAAAUUCUGGUAAGGCUUCUUCUCAUGGUGUUCUUUUGCUUUCGUCGACUGGUAUGGAUAUUCUCCUCCGUGAGGACUAUCUCCAGUACCGUGUUAUUGGCGGUGUUGUCGAUUUGUACGUCUUCGCCGGUGGCUCUAAUGGCCCUAAGGAUACCAUUUCAUCUUACGUAAAUGCCAUUGGUUUACCUGCUAUGCAACAAUACUGGACACUUGGUUUCCACCAAUGCCGCUGGGGUUACCAAAACAUUUCUCAGCUUGAGGAAGUAGUUGAGAAUUACGAAAAAGCCGGUAUUCCUCUUGACACUAUUUGGUCUGAUAUUGACUACAUGUAUAAAUGGCGCGAUUUCACCAUUGACCCAAUUUCCUAUUCUGGUGAACAAUUCCGUACCUUCUUUGGUAAUCUUUCAGAAGCGCACAAGCAUUAUGUUCCAAUUGUUGAUGCUGCUGUUUAUGCCGCAAACCCAUCCAACAAGUCUGAUGAUACCUACUAUCCUUUCUACAAUGGUGUUGAGGAAGACAUUUUCCUUAAGAACCCUGAUGGUUCCUUAUACAUUGGUGCGGUUUGGCCCGGUUACACUGUCUUCCCUGACUUCAUCAACCCUAAUGUUACAGAGUACUGGAAGAAUGCCUUGUAUAACUGGUCUCGUCAAAUGACAGAUGAGGGUCUUGGCUAUGAUGGUCUUUGGCUUGACAUGAACGAAGCCUCUUCGUUCUGUAUUGGCUCUUGUGGUACUGGAAAGCUUGAUCAGAAUCCUAUCCGUACACAAGUUACUCUUCCUGGUGAUAUGUACGACUAUAGUUUUGAAUUCCCUGAGGGCACUGAGUACACGAAUGCUUCGGAGUACCAAGUUGCCAUGCAAGGUCAAAAAUUGCAAGACGCCGCUACAAGCACUGCCGUUGUUAUCCCCACUGCAUCCCCCUCUACCAAGGCAAAGAAGAGUGAGGACCGUAACAUCAAUUACCCUCCCUACGCCAUUGACAAUGAACAAGGCAAUCAUGACAUUUCUACUCAUGUUUUGGGUGUGAACGCUACAUCGUAUGAUGGAACUGCCCGUUAUGAUAUUUUCAAUAUGUUUGGCUACGGUGAAACAAAGGCUUCUUACAAGGCCAUGCUUGAGUUGGCUCCCAAUGUUCGACCUUUCUUGAUCCCUCGUUCUACAUUCGUUGGCUCUGGUGCUUACGCUGCACAUUGGCUUGGUGACAACCAUUCUAAGUGGUCCAACAUGUUCUUCUCUAUCCCUGGAGCAAUGAUUUUCAACAUGCUUGGUAUUCCCAUGGUCGGUCCCGAUGUUUGUGGUUUCAUCGGUAACAGUAACUAUGAAUUGUGUUCUCGUUGGAUGGCGAUGGGUGCAUUCUUCCCCUUCUAUCGUAACCAUAACACUCUUGGCGCUAUUAGCCAGGAAGCCUACAUUUGGUCUUCCGUUGCUGAAGCCUCCCGACGUGCCAUGAAGAUUCGUUAUGCUAUGCUUCCUUAUUGGUACACCUUACUUUACCAGGCCCAUGCUGAAGGAACUCCUGUUUUCCGUCCCAUGUUCUUUGAAUUCCCUGAUGAACCCUCUCUUUCUGACGCUUCUCGUCAAUUCAUGGUCGGCGAUGCCUUCCUCGUUACUCCCGUUUUGGAGCCUAACAUGACUACUGUUGACGGUGUUUUCCCUGGCGAUAACUCUACCGCCUGGUAUGAUUGGUAUUCUCAUGAAGCUGUCAACCGUCAAUACAACCAAAAUGUCACCCUUGAUGCGCCCUUGGAGCAUAUCAAUGUCCAUAUCCGCGGUGGCAAUGUCAUUCCCCUUCAAGAGCCUGGUAUGACUACUUUUGAAACUCGUAACAACCCUUGGGCGCUUCUUGUUGCUCUUAGCCCCAAUGGCAAUGCCGACGGUUUCUUGUACGCUGACGAUGGUGUUUCUAUUACUCCUAAUGCUACUCUCAGUGUGUCUUUCAGUGCUCUCAACAAUACCCUUUCAACUUAUGUCAGCGGUACCUAUGCUGUUGAACAACCCCUUGCCAAUGUUACUGUUCUUGGAGUUUCUUCUGCUCCUCAGUCCGUCUUUUUCAAGGGACAGAACAUUUCUUCUUACGAGUACAACAAUGAUAAGCAAGAGCUUGUCAUUACGAACCUCGCCAACUUGACUUCCCAAGGUGCUUUCAGCCAAAACUGGACUUUGACUUGGUAAUUUUUUUAACGCUUUACACGCAUUAGUAUGAAUAUUAUGAAUUAAUGUUCUGUUUCUUUUUUAUUAAAAGGCUCUGUAUGAGGUGUUUCCUAUUCUUUAAUAAAUUGGAUUUGGGGUGUAAAAAAAGACAAUAGGCAAUUGCUACAGCAACACGAAUGAUUUCACAGAAAUGAGAAAAACAAAAGCUGUCGCGAAUCUCUCCGUAAGAGGGUCCGCCUGGGAGAAUCCCAUCGCAACCGUACUGCUUCUAACCCGGAGCUAGGGUGCGUUGUUGCCAACCUCCCCCGGUAACCCCAUGUUUAACUCUCUGCGUAUACAGUAGCUACCCCCUGCAACACAGAAGAGAUUAGAAGAUCGAUUGCGAGACUCGAACCCCUUGAUACGGGCCCCUCUGCCUUUGGAAAGCAUUCCGCUUCAGCCAGGCCACUACAGCUUGGACGUCACGGAACCAUUGGCCUUAUGCCAUGGACUCCAUGCACUUUUGGAAACCUGGCGAUGAAGCAGCCAAACGAACGGCAAGCUUCCGCCCAAACAAACGGAUGAGCGGAAGAGAAACAGUGAUCACAUUGUUUCUCUCUAAACAAUUCUAUAAUCAACAAGCUCCGCAAAGCCUGGAACUUCUGCCUUAUUGAAAUCUUGUGAUUCACUAAUAAGCAAUCACAAUUUCUAAGAUAUUAUCAGCUACAUAAAUAAUAUAAAUACUUGUAAGUUCAAUUGCUAGAAAGCCGUUGAACACUUACAAGCUUAUUCAGCAUUUAACUUUCAAUUCCC
Schizosaccharomyces japonicus yFS275 is the source of this 3998-nucleotide messenger RNA. Its product is annotated as alpha-glucosidase. Lineage: Eukaryota; Fungi; Ascomycota; Schizosaccharomycetes; Schizosaccharomycetales; Schizosaccharomycetaceae. The record is from RefSeq and is a predicted model, not a curated record. Gene Ontology annotation, molecular function: hydrolase activity, hydrolyzing O-glycosyl compounds; glucan 1,4-alpha-glucosidase activity; alpha-1,4-glucosidase activity. Bases 237 to 3227 code for a protein of 996 amino acids. The transcript has a single exon. Gene Ontology annotation, biological process: carbohydrate metabolic process.